AUGAUCCUUCCUCUUAUAUACGCUGCAUUUUUAACCGUAACAUGCUUUUCGGAAGAAAAUGACCCAGUUAACGUCACGUGUCCUGAGUAUUACACUGACUUCACUAAAGAAGAAGUGACUAGAUGUCAUAACCUCACAGUAGGUUCAUACUCGUACGACGAAGCGGACAGACUUUGUAGAGUGAAAGGAGCUGAACUAUCAACGGCGUCAAAUCUUGAAGAGCUGCAAAUGCUGAGAGAACAAGCACAACAGCUAUUGAUCGAUGGGAAAGUGUUGUUGAAUAGAGGAACGAACUCAAACGACACUUGCGUCAUUUUUGAAGUCAACAGUACAGAUUCUUUUAUGGAGGUACAAUGUGACAGCGAGGAAGCGCAAGGAGUUACUGCCUUCUCAUGCAUGUUACCUGACCGCCCAACCCCCUGUACAGCGGAAGACGGUGGCCGAUCGUGCAAACUGACUAUGUGCCCCAAAGGACAUGUUGGGUACUAUCGAAAGAAAGGAAACCUUGUCUGUCACAAGAUAAUCAACAAGCCUGCAGUAUGGCCAGAAGCUAAGAAAAUGUGCGAGGAGCUGGGCGACAGCUACAAGUUGGCAUCAUUUGAGGAUGGGCAAGAGGCAGGGAGUGUGAUGGGUAAAUACAAGUUUUGGAAUUUGGAAUUAAUGGUUGGGCGACGACCUGUGGUGAAAGCUAAGCUCGCCGUGGCAUGGCUGCUUAGUUUGGGGAAAAGUCUCUUUGCCACUCCAGCAUAUUCACUGCCUCAGUACCCUGCACACUGGGCCCUGCCGUCUCAGACGUCGGACGGUAUGGCGACCGGUGAGAGGCGAUCAAAUCUCAGGUUGCUCAGGACGUCAUUGAUUCUGGACCAAGGCGACACACGCACGACUCGCCAUGGAGACUGUCUCAGACUGUGUACUUACAACGCGAGAACAGUUUCCACAGACGCCGACCUGCAUGCCCUUCUCGGAGCUGCAGAGCGUAUCAAAUUUCACGUGAUUGCUCUGCAGGAGACCAAGUGCAGAAGGAGCGACGUACGACAGAUGAAUGACGGUACACUCGUCAUUCGUGGAGAGAAGGUUCCGUCGCGAAAUGUAGGCGGUGUUGGUUUCGUUGUGCACCCAUCUGUCGUCCAUCUCGUCGAUUCUCACGAGAUCCUGUCACCUCGUCUGGCCAUUCUUCGCCUCCGCCCUCUGCGCCAAAAAUCCAUCAGUAUCAUCAACUGCUAUUCACCAACAUCAGCAGCUGAUGAUUCCGAAUUGGACGCGUUUUACGAGGAGCUGGAGGAAGUAGUCCACAACGAGAAGUCCUUUUACAAAUUCGUUGUCGGAGACUUCAACGCAAAACUAGGAAAGGCCACAGAAGAGGAAUACAGGAUUGGAAGAUUUGGACUAGGGGACCGGAAUGAAAAUGGCAAUCGUCUCGCCGGGCUGUUGUCCGCCGCUCGCCUCUUUCAUGGGAACUCUCUUUUCAUGAAAAAAGAUCAUCGUCGGUGGACAUGGGAAUCGCCCAAUGGCGCGACUCGUGCGGAGAUCGACCACAUACUCACCAACCGGAGGUGGUGUCUACUUGACGUCUCAGUAGUACCAUCCUUUUGUAGUGGUUCUGAUCACCGUCUCCUUCGUGCGAAAAUACGACUUAGCCACACGAUGGAAAAGAACAUCUGCUAUCGGCAACGAAGGAGAAAAGAAGUCGUCUACGACGAUUGCGUACUCGAGGACUCCCUGUCCCAAGGUGACUGGCACAUCGAGGAGGACCCAAACGUGGACUACGAGAUGCUGCUCAGAGGAUUACGAGCCUGUGCUGAACGUGCCUCGAAGUCGCGCACGACAAACUUGGAUCGAAUUUCGAAGACCACCAAGGAAUUGUUAGGAAGAAGAAGGGCUUUGAGGCUUGAUCCGAAUGCAUCGCACAUUGAGCGGUUAGUAGCAAACACUAGCUGCAGAAAAGCGUUGCAGGAGGAUCUUUCGAAGUACAGGCAGAAGAAGAUUCUAGAAGCAGCACAAAGAAGAACGAGUCUAAAGAAGUGCCGCAGGGACCUCCGCGAAUAUAAUAUUCCGCUAGCAACCUUGCUGAGCGAAGACGGGACUCGCACGUCUUCUCGUCGUGAGAUGGAAAUCAUUACGGAGAGGUUCUACUCGAACCUUUUCCGUUCAUCAACUCCUGUGUCAAGCCCAAUCAUCCCCACUGGCGAUGCUCCACCACGGAUUCUCCCUUCGGAAGUACGAGUCGCUAUCAAGAGCAUGAAACCUGGCACAGCCCCCGGACCUGAUUUUAUAUCAGCAGACUUUCUUCGGGCUGGUGGCCAUCCGCUUCAUGUAAUCUUAGCAGCGCACAUGACAUCCUAUCUUCAGAAAGAAAGGAUCCCAGACCAGUGGAAGACCUCGCGAACCGUUCUUAUCCAUAAGAAAGGUGACCGAGAGGACCUUCGGAACUACCGUCCGAUAUGCUUGCUGAGCGUGUUAUACAAAGUAUUCACCAAGAUCAUCCUCACACGCAUAUCUAGGACGCUGGAUGAAGCCCAGCCUCAAGAACAAGCUGGAUUCCGCCAAGGGUUCAGCUGCUUGGACCACAUCCAGACCGUGUCGAGGGUCAUAGAGGUUUGCCGGGAAUACCGCCUGCCCCUUGUUCUAACCUUCGUCGACUAUGAGAAAGCCUUUGACAGCGUAGAAACGAAUGCAAUACUGUCAGCGCUGGUCGAUCAAGGUGUGGACGCGUCGUAUGUGAGGACAUUAGCCAAUUGCUAUGAACGAUGCACGACUAGGAUACAGCUUUUCCACCGCCCUCUCACCAUACCCAUUGGAAAGGGGGUACGACAAGGCGAUACUAUAUCGCCGAAGCUGUUCACGGCUGCAUUGCAAUGGAUAAUGAAAUCACUAUCCUGGGAAGAAAGGGGCAUACGUGUUGAUGGAAGAUUUCUUUCGAACCUUCGUUUCGCGGACGACAUCGUUCUCUUUUCGAGCAGCACCAAUGAAGCAGAAACGAUGCUCAACGAAUUGAACGAAGCAGGGAAGAGAAUAGGACUACGAAUAAACAGAAAGAAGACACAGUUCAUGAAGAACGCGCACUGCGAGGACGGAGGAGUACAACUUGAAGGCUCCCAAAUCGUGGAAACUCCGUCAUACGUAUACCUCGGACGUUCUAUGAACAUGGAAAACGACUUGAAGGAAGAACUGAAUAGAAGAAUGAGAGCAGCAUGGGCAGCAUUCGCAGCCGUCAGGGAAGCUACGGACCAACUGACGGACCAUGAUCUUCGUGCCCAUCUGUUCGACUCGACAGUCCUUCCAGCGCUCUGUUACGCAGCGGAGACGUGGGCAGACACCGCGGCCACGUCUAGGAAGCUACUUAUUACCCACAGAGCCCUUGAGAGAUGUCUCCUGAAGUUUAACCGGCGCACACAACACCUUGCCGGUCUUCGUAGCUCCGACUUAAGAGGAAUGUCCCGUCUUCGCGACCCAGCGGAAUAUGUAUCGAAAGCAAAACAUAGAUGGGCCGGUCACAUCAUGAGAAGAAUCGACGAUAGAUGGACUAAAAGAACGCUAGAGUGGAUCCCAAGGGACGCUAAACGCCCCCGAGGGAGACCGCCAACGAGAUGGAGUGACGUGUUCGCUGCACGGAUGGACCAGCUGAGAGCUCAGCUGGAUACGGCUCAAGGACCUCGUCAACAAGAAGCAAGAAGAAUGUUUCAAUGUCAUCGUGAAAACUGCUAUGGAACUCUAUGGAUUGGCGGGAAGCGGCAAGCUACUUCCCUUUUCGAGUGGGAAUUCGAUGGAAGCUUGGGCGAAAUAGGCCCGUACAACAAUUUCGACGAUGGAGAACCAGAUGGAGAUCGACACAACAAGACCGAGGAUUGCCUAGCUAUUUUCAUAGACGCAGCAACAUAUCUGGAUCAGCAUUGCACUGAUGACCUGAGCAAAUUAAGGGAAAGCUACUACGAAAUAAGAGGAUUUGUUUGCACUAGUCGAAGAGAUUCACAUCCUUCAGAAGAAUAA
Molecule: messenger RNA, 3987 nt
Organism: Necator americanus (New World hookworm)
Lineage: Eukaryota; Metazoa; Nematoda; Chromadorea; Rhabditida; Ancylostomatidae
Exons: 12
Coding region: 1-3987 (1328 amino acids)
Molecular function (GO): catalytic activity
Source: RefSeq, a predicted model, not a curated record